UAGUGGUUGAUUUGUGAUUGUGUGAAUUUCCGCUCCGCGGUUGUUUCUCAUAAAACCCUUUUUCCUGGAAAAUAAAAGCACCAUGGCAGAAAAGAACUCAAAAAUUGAUACAAUCAACAACAAGAUACUUCACGCUUUGGAGAUUUGUGUAAUUAAUCUCGGCAAGGAUCAUGAAAUUACCAAGGAAAAUAUAAUUAACUACAAGGAUUUGAUGAAGAGACUUGCGACAAUUGAAAUACAGAAGGAUGCACGUAUCAGGGCUAUUGAUAAGGCUAGAAAACAUCCCACUGCGAGCGGCUACAAAGAGGAAUACAUUCGCGAAAGCAAGAAAGACGUUCACGUUAAUUUGGAAGAAUCAAAGCGAUACAAGAAUUUUGAUAAAUUCAUCAAUGAUAUUAAUCGACAAGGCUCUGAUGCAACAUCCUCGGCUGAAGGUAUGACUGUCACCGAAUCAAUACAGAAAACUGAUCCAUUCACGAAGAAACCAAUGGUGAAUCCAGUCAGAAACAAUAUUUGCAAGCACGUCUACGACAAGGACAGUUUGAGUAACAUUAUCAAACUGAAUUCCCAAGUCAGGUGCCCCUAUGUUGGCUGUACAAACAAGCAGCGUCUCAGAAUGGCUGAUGUUACAGAAGACGCAUUGCUGAGGAUUCAGCUCACUGCACAAGCGAAUGAGAGCGAUAGCGACUAAUUGAUUCCACAUCUUUGUAUCUUUAAUGCCUCCAUUGAAUCACUGCAGGCUCCCAUGUCGGUUUCCGUGGGCGGUAGGGUAUUACUGAUGGCGACAGCACCAGAUGCUGUGAUUUGUCUCUGUCGCAGAAUAGCUAGUCGCUGCUGAGUAAGUUCCAGAUGAUGCUUUCUCCAUUUUAUCCGUCGGUUUUGGAACCAAACUUUAACCUAUUAAACACAUGCGGGUAAUAAGUAAUUUAAAUGAAUAUAUUUCCUCUCUCUCUCUUCUGUUGGUAUUACCUGUGCUUCUGUUAAUUGAAGAGUGUGAGCAAGGUAGAGUCUCUCAGGUCCCACCAUAUAUUGCUGUCUCUCAAAUUCCGCCUCCAACCUUUCUAAUUGCUCUGGAGUAAAUAUUGUUCGUACCCUUUUGCUCUUCAUUGAAGACUUCUUAGACCCACUGUGAUCUAAAAAUAAAUGAUACGUAAAAAUAACACAAAAAAUCAGCCAAUAUUAUUUUAGCAUAGUCCAAUACAUAUUUAACGUCAAAUAUAUUUCAUUAUAGCAAGACUUUCUGCAUUAUAAAUGAUAGUAUAAGAAUUUAAAAAUGACAAAGUAAUUACACUAUAGGAUAUGUAAAAAUAUUUUUUUUCUAUUAUUUCACUGUGCUCAAUCCUUUCUUCGAUUAUUAAUAAGAUAUUAUAAGAUAUACCUUGAGAAGACAUUGGAUGAAACUUAUAUUAGUAAAAUAUAUUAAAAUUCCUCUCAGUUUUAUCACGUCCUUUUCCAUAUUUCAUUGAUACAAAAUAAUAUUCAUACUACAACUUUAACAAUUCGUCUUACGUCUCACCUUACUUGAAACCAUUGUGUUGAUCAAUAAAGAAAGAUAGAAUCCGAAAAGACAUAAUUUUGUAUUAAUGAGUUUAAUUCAUUCAUAAAUAGAUGUUCAAGGAUCCUAAAACAUUCAACAUUAUGAGAUAAGAAAACCAUUUAGCCUAAACUUCAAUCGAACAGAAAAAAAUUACAAAGUUUAUUUUAAGAACAAUACCUUUAAUUAUUGAAUAAAAAGAGAUUGUUUGUGGCAGUUAAAAUAUUAUAGCCCAUUGGAUCUAAAAUAAAUGAUUAAAAACUCUUAUUUUUCUAUUUCUCGCAUCUUUUACUUUUACAUUGAUUUAGCCCCAAAACCGUUUGUGAAAAUAAUCAAUUUUAGAACACUUGACAAAAAUCUAUUUUGAAACUACAUAAAACUUUGUUAAUUAGUUAAUAUGUAAGCAUGAGUUUUUACAGUGUUUAUAAUACUUAAAAAAAAAUUAACGCAAAAUAUAAAACAAAAUAGCAAAA
Lutzomyia longipalpis is the source of this 2007-nucleotide messenger RNA. RefSeq names its product E3 SUMO-protein ligase NSE2-like. Gene Ontology annotation, biological process: protein sumoylation; double-strand break repair via homologous recombination. The coding region runs from base 83 to 691 and encodes 202 amino acids. The transcript has 6 exons. Lineage: Eukaryota; Metazoa; Arthropoda; Insecta; Diptera; Psychodidae. The record is from RefSeq and is a predicted model, not a curated record. Gene Ontology annotation, cellular component: nucleus; Smc5-Smc6 complex. Gene Ontology annotation, molecular function: zinc ion binding; SUMO ligase activity.